Molecule: messenger RNA, 882 nt
Organism: Suillus clintonianus
Lineage: Eukaryota; Fungi; Basidiomycota; Agaricomycetes; Boletales; Suillaceae
Product: Alpha/Beta hydrolase protein
Exons: 2
Coding region: 121-756 (211 amino acids)
Source: RefSeq, a predicted model, not a curated record
CUAGGUUCGUAUACUACAUUGAAUACCAGUCCCUUUGAUCGUGACUGAGACUCGUUCUAGCUCUCGUCUUUCCACAAUCUUCGUGACAAACCUGCUGAAUUCUGGACUCCAGAAUUAUUCAUGGAUCAACUCGAUAGCCUUCUCACGCAGCUCGGUAUCGAAAGAGACUUUGACCUUCUAGGGCACUCAUGGGGAGGGAUGCUGGCUGCUGACUAUGUCAUCCAGCGUCAACCUCCCGGACUUCAUCGUCUAGUCAUAUCGAGCUCUCCACCAUCAUGGAAAUUAUUGGAGGAGAGUAUGCUGGGACGUCUGGAAGCUUUCCCGGCGGAGUUCAAGGAGAUGGUGUUGAAACAUGAGAGAGAAGGCACAUUCUUAUCACCAGAAUACCAGGCAGCCAUCCAAGUUUUUAUGAAUAAGCACAUGUGCCAGACAAUACCCUGGCCCGAAGAGCUGAUUGCCACGUUCGCUUCCGCCGCAGAAGAUCCUACCGUUUCGAAUGCCAUGCUGGGAUCCGAACAGUUCCUCAGGACGGGUUCAUUGACAACUUGGUCUGUGAUUGACCGUCUCCAUCGCAUUACAUGCCCUACACUCGUCACGAAUGGGACCGAAGAAGCUGCCCAGGACUAUGUGAUUGCUCCUUUCAUCGAGAAAAUACCCAACGUUAAGUGGGUCAGGUUUGCAAAGAGUCACAUUGCAUUCUUCGAGGAUAAGGAAUAUUAUUUCAAGACUAUCGGCGAUUUUUUGAGGGUAGACUGAUGGCGUUCAUUUUUAUGGGUCCUGGCCUUUGAUUUCGAUGGAGCUUUCUGUUACUUGUCUUCCGCUAUCUCGAUAACGGUCACAUGGGAAUAAUCUCAAGUUGGUUUACCAGAUUGAGGACAUGUG